AUGGAUACGAGGACUGGAGAUAGAGAAUUCUCAAAUGGUGAUUUCUAUUCUGGCGAAGUUAAAGGAUUGCUUCCUAAUGGGAAGGGAAAGUAUGUAUGGUCAGAUGGAACUAUCUACGAAGGGGAUUGGGACGAAGGCAAAAUCUCUGGUAAAGGAAAGCUUAUGUGGUCAUCUGGAGCGAAGUAUGAGGGAGAUUUCUCUGGUGGAUACCUUCAUGGUUUUGGCACCAUGACUUCACCUGAUGAAUCUGUAUAUAGCGGAGCCUGGAGAAUGAAUGUAAGGCAUGGGCUUGGGAGGAAAGAGUAUUGUAACUCAGAUCUGUAUGAUGGUUCAUGGAAAGAAGGGUUACAAGACGGGCGUGGUAGUUAUUCUUGGACCAAUGGAAAUAGAUAUAUAGGGAUUUGGAAAAAUGGUAAAAUGUGUGGCCGAGGGGUUAUGAGAUGGGCAAAUGGUGAUCUUUUCGACGGCUUUUGGUUGAAUGGGUUUAGACAUGGUUCUGGAGUUUAUAAGUUUGCUGAUGGAUGUUUAUAUUUUGGAACCUGGUCUCGUGGCCUAAAAGACGGGAAAGGAGUCUUUUAUCCUGCUGGAACUAAAUAUCCAUCUCUAAAGAAGUGGUCUCGCUCUCUUGAAUAUGAUGACACCGGAAAGUUUGGACUUUCUCGUAGCUCAUCAAUAAAUGUUGAGGAGCUAAGGCAUUUGAGCACUGUGACGGAAAGUCUUUCCGUGAAAUCUUCAGCUAGUGGAACGGCGAAAACUUCGGGUAGAAUAUCGAAUAGGUUUCCGGAUGAAAGUUGGAGCAAUUCUGAUCCCCCAAGAGACUUUACAUGUUAUGGGCCGUUAUCUAAGUCUGCAAGGUUUUCUGGCCCCGGCCAAAGCGAGAGACAAGAUAAGAACCGUAUCGUUUAUGAAAGGGAAUACAUGCAAGGAGUUUUGAUUAGAGAAACUGUGACGAGUUCUGUUGACAAGUCACACAAAAUAAGACCUCCAAAUCUUCCUAAAGAAGUCAGGCCUAGGACUUUUAUGACAUUUCUAAAGGGCGAACAUAAUUAUUAUCUAAUGCUAAAUCUCCAACUUGGUAUCAGGUAUACUGUUGGAAAAAUUACGCCAGUACCUAGGAGAGAAGUACGUGCGUCUGACUUUGGUAAGAAGGCCAGAACAGUGAUGUUCUUCCCUAGAGACGGCUCAAAUUUUACACCUCCUCACAAAUCUAUCGACUUCUCUUGGAAAGACUAUUGUCCUAUGGUUUUCAGGAAUUUGAGGGAGAUGUUCAAGUUAGAUGCUGCGGAGUAUAUGAUGUCUAUUUGUGGUGAUGAUGGCCUGACAGAUUUUUCGUCCCCUGGGAAAAGUGGCAGUAUCUUCUACCUUUCUCACGACGACAGAUUUGUGAUCAAGACAUUAAAAAAAUCUGAGUUGCAGGUUCUACUCAGAAUGCUGCCUAGGUACUAUAAACAUGUAGGGGACCAUGAAAACACACUUAUAACCAAAUUUUUUGGAGUUCACAGAAUAACACUCAAGUGGGGGAAAAAGGUACGUUUUGUGGUCAUGGGAAAUAUGUUUUGCACAGAACUGAAGAUUCAUCGUCGAUAUGAUCUUAAGGGAUCAUCACAAGGGAGAUUUACUGAAAAGAUUAAAAUCCAAGAAAAGACCACCUUGAAAGACCUUGAUCUUGCUUAUGAAUUUCAUAUGGACAAGCUGUUGCGGGAGGCCCUCUUCAAGCAAAUUUACUUAGACUGCUCGUUCCUGGAAUCUCUGCAAAUCAUUGACUACAGUCUUUUACUGGGAUUACAUUUUAGAGCUCCUGGGCAACUUAAUGAUGUCCUUGAGCCUCCUAACGCAAUAUCAGAUCAAGAGAGUGUUUCUUCUGUAGAUGUCGGUCUGACUCAGGAACUCUCCAUUCCUCCAAAAGGAUUGCUAUUGGUAACUCACGAACCCAAUUCCGUGAAUACUGCCCCGGGUCCUCACAUCAGAGGAAGCACACUCAGAGCAUUUUCCGUUGGCGAGCAGGAAGUUGAUCUUAUUCUUCCCGGAACUGCAAGGUUGCGGGUACAAUUGGGAGUGAACAUGCCAGCUCAAGCUCAUCACAAGCUUAUCGAGGACAAGGAAGAGUCUGCGACAAUUGAGCUCUUUGAAGUAUAUGAUGUGGUUGUGUACAUGGGAAUCAUAGAUAUUCUACAGGAAUAUAACACCAAGAAGAAAGUGGAGCAUAAAUGCAAGUCUUUACAGUAUGAUCCGAUGACAAUAUCUGUUACCGAACCUGCGACUUACUCGAAACGAUUUGUCAAUUUUCUACACAAGGUAUUCCCAGAAGAAAGGUAG
Molecule: messenger RNA, 2316 nt
Organism: Arabis nemorensis
Lineage: Eukaryota; Viridiplantae; Streptophyta; Magnoliopsida; Brassicales; Brassicaceae
Source: the annotation of a GenBank genome assembly